This is a messenger RNA of Vitrella brassicaformis, 5913 nucleotides long. The record is from the annotation of a GenBank genome assembly. NCBI's taxonomy places the organism in Eukaryota, Vitrellaceae.
UGUGUCGGUCCCUCGCCUACGUCGCCUUCGCACUGAAGCUCCUGUCAACCACACUUGCCGUCUUCCCCUGACGGACAUCGUCCGCACAGGCCGCAAUAUACCGACCGACCUGCAAUGAUGAGCAGCGUUUUGGCUGUCUGCCCCCUGCUGGUUCUCGCCAACUGUUUGCAAGCAGCUGUUGCCCUGGACGACAACUCGCCCGCGCGCGCCAAGCCACACACACACGAGCCGCCUUAAAAUGACAGCACCAGCAGCUGCUGCUGCCGCGCGGAUCUUCGUUGACGUGACCGGCGCAGGGCCGGGGAUGGCCGUUCCAGCGUCGGUGGUCGCAAGAAACACCAACACCAGCAGUGCGACAAGCAGAGGGGGAGGGGGGCAAUCCAAAGCAGAAGGAGGCAAGACCAACAGGGUGACGCGAGAGAUCACGAGCAAAGAGAGGCCCGCCGAAGACAAGAAAGGCCUCCAUGGUGGGGCGGGGGCGUCCCUUGCCCAGACAAGUGCAAAGGCAUCGCAGCUCAACAAGACUGUAAUGACGCCAAUGCCAGAAGGUGGCUCUGGUCCCGCUGCAGGACGGCAGACGUACCUGCCGUCGUUUGCAUGGGAGUCCUUCUUCUCGCCAUCAACAACACAAACUGGGGGGCAGGCAGCGCGUGAGAUGAGGGACAAGGAGGGGGUGGCUUUCAUCCAGAACACCACUGGCUCGAACAAUACAGGUAGGCGACAAGGGCGAGUUACGUUACAGCUGUCAAUGGACAAGCAGCCCGACACAUCUGAGACACGCACAGACAAUUGAUUGCAUCGACCGAUCGAUUGUGUGCAUAUACAGGGUAUCGUGCUGAUAGCCAGCAAGAAGAUCCCACAGAGCCAAGAACGCCUUCCAACCCAACCACAGGUGCGGCUGGCUAUCCAUCCAACGUAUGCAUGGACGAAUGGAAUGAGUGCAUUCAGCCCAGCCGAUCCCUCCUGCUUCUCUCUCUGCUCAUCUUAUCAUCUUCAUUUCAGAGCAGCACUACUGCGUGUUCUUCGUCAACCGCUGGAAUCACGCCGGGCCACACACCGACAAGAACCAGAAGUACUACGCCAGUCAAUACAGAACAGCCUCGGGUGCCUUCUCCCCCACACCCACAUCGGGGUGCGCCAAAGACCCCGUCCCCCAGUUCCCCCCAGCAGAGAACGGAGGGCGGGCGCCCACGCCCUUCACGUGUGGGUGUGAGGAGACACGAGGGUACGAGGACUAUGAGGGGCAGGAGACGCCGUUUGUGCGGACGGCGUCUCAUUUUGAUGUGGCCAACCCAUGGAGGAGGGACACAAGGGACAUCGGCUGGCAGCCCGACACAGCGGGUUCCAGAAAGGAGGUGGGGUGAAAGAGAGGGCAGGGCGGGGCAGGCGCAUGAGAUACGGGGGUGAGAGGCUGAUUGGUGGGUUGCGUUGUUGGCAUGGCAGGCUCGGGCGUUGAUGGCCAUGAAGGUCCGUGUGUAUGUGCCCUUUGACGAGACGCGAUUCACGGGGUGAGUGAGUGAGCCAGAGGCAUGAAUGAAUGAGGUGCAUCAUAUCCAUUAGUGGCAAGUGAACACACGUGUGUGCGUGUAUUUGUGUCAUGGUCAAGUUGCGAGGAUAUGCAGAAUCAUAUGCGGUCGCCGGUCAAUGCGAGAAGCUCAGAGGGCUACGUCAUCCCGCCAGAGAACUACCUGGCCACUCUGCUGGGUACGUGUGGAAGAUGCAUUGCAUUCAAGAGUCUUAUUUCCGUUUCUUUCCUCUCUCAUCGCAUACGUGUGUAGAUCUGGAAGGCGGCCCUUAUGAGUGGGCAAAUGGCGACAUCGGGGAGAUUUGCAUCGACGGCAAAUGGCAAGAAAGUGAGGGAGGCCUGGGCCAGACAGACAAUCGCACAUACAUGUCACGGGCAUACAUAUCUGAUGCAUUCAUUCAGCACACCUCUUCCUGGGUCAGGGCCACGGGUCCUACGCCAGCCGGCCAUUCAAUCGCUGCCUGCACGUCACGCCCGCAUACGCUACACACACAUCGGACAUAGAGGAUAUCCCCGCAGACCCACACAUCACACACGGCCUCCUGCAGCCGUCAGACGCACUCCGCUUCAGCUCUCUGUGUGUGAGGGCGCCGAAUGGCCUAUAUCGACGGCAGCUGGUGUCUGAGGGGCUGCUAUACGGGCCGGCUUGGAGGAAACCUGAGCGGUAUCGUGGAUGCGACAGGGAUUUGUGGACGAGCCGAUGGGGGGAGGAUCUAUAUGUGAGGUUCGUGAAGAGUGCUAAUGUGGUGAUGGGGGAGGGCAAGACGCCGUUCCGGAUAUCACGAUGGAGUGAGGUGGCGAGAUCGGUUGCAACGACCACAGAGCCGGGUAGCACGCGCACGCCGGCAGCCAGGCACCUGCCUUAUCUGAAACUGGCUGGCCCGUAUGUUUGUGUGCAGAGUCCCCCUCCCUGCGUCUGCACUCCAUUUUGGUGGAGUUCACGGACCACGCCGGCCAGCCGCAGAGAGAGUGCGUCGUCAUGAAGACUUCCACGACCGUCCGCCUCCCCACCGGCCCCGAAUCAAAGCUCCCAGCAGACAGAGAGCUGGAGUGGUAUGUCUCCAACGAUUGCGGCGCCAACAAAGGUUUCGGUGGGGGGAUUGUGGGCGUGUUGACAGCCUUCAGACAGGGGAUGACCGCUGGGGAGGCCGGUGCCGUGGAGGGGAGAUAUCGCGUGAUGACUUCUGCCAACUGCCCAUCUCCUGGCGUGAGCAGCGUGGAUGCACCGAACGGUACGCAUCCAAUCAAUCCGCCAGAAAAAACAAGAACGAGACUCCACCGUUUUUGCCAUCCGUCAUUCAGGGGUCUCACCGUGCGUCGACAUGCUUACAUGGCUGGGGUGCACCCCGCCCUACCGUCUGCUCGACGACCGGCGCUUCGACACUCACACCUGCGACAAAGACAGCGUGGCCAACCCCAUAGUCCCGCCGCAUCACGCCUUCACGGACCGCUUCCAGCAAGAGGGCAUGGGAGAGAUCAGCGGCCUAGGGCUGCGGAGAGACAUGAGCUGUGGCGUGUGGAUAUUCCACGGAGCCAAACACUGUGCUGUCGUUAUGAGAGCCACGCUCUACGUAUGUGAGCAGAAAAGGAGGCAGGGAGGGAGGAUGGCGACUCUUUUUUCUGCUCAGGGAGGGUGUGGCCUCGGACCGCGAGGGAGGUACCACGUGUACUGCCCAGAAGCGACGACAGUAAAGAUAGACCAGCCCCCGUGGCGACUGACCGAGGACGAGCCGAUAUGCCAACACGCCCCGGACAAGCCAGAAGGAGAUGCGUGUGAGCACACGUCAGCGCAAUCAAUGUUUGCGAAGGCGAGGCCCUCUGGCUUGUCUGUGCAACUGAAACCCUAGGUGAGGUGUCGGCACUCCAGGACGACCUUACAGCGGAGUUUGGACCCAGCCAGUACUACCUCGAUGGCAACUGGGAGGCUGCGGAAUUGGGCGGCAAGGCAAAGCACCUUUAUCGCGUGCUCAAAAGAUGCAGGAUGGAGGAGUGCCGUAAGAGACAGAGACAGAGACACGCUACAUCCUCUCUUGAAUCUUGUGUCGCGCCUUCUCUACCAGCGAUGAAUGCGUAUCGGGUUAGGGAGGCCAUGAAGGGCCCGUGUGUGGUAUCGCACCGCCUCGACGCCAACUGCGGGCCCGGCACACAGACAUAUAUACCCGAGUGGGAGGUAGGAGACAGGGAAGGCGAACGGCCAAAUGCAGACACGUCACUGAUGGUUGUGUGUGUCCACAGGAUGGUCGUGGUGGGGGAAUUCUGAUCGACGAUUUGAGGAGGGGCCACAAGCCGCCCGGGGUAUGCCAGCAGGAGUACGAGACCCUCAAGGCAGAGUGGGAUCACGACAACAGACAAGAGCCGUGCAACAAGGAAUGCGGUAUGCGACAUCAUGGGCCUUUGUCGUCGACGAAUGGGCUCUCGCCGCCUCUGUUCAGAGAGGGAGGGCUGGUGUUUGUACGAAGUGUAUAUGAAACAAAGCCCACAUUUCCACCCCGACAUCACCCCUUGCAAGGAGCUGCCCAUCAUUGCCAUCAUCAUGAGGUCCGCUCUGUCGUUCAUCUUUCUGUCAUUGUCUGAUCCCUGUCUGUCUAUCUUGCCUCGUGUCUCACUCUUGAUGCAGUGGUGUGCAGGAUAUAUCUCAGCAGGGCGGUAGCACAGUGCCCAUCCCGCCGCCGGGACCAGAUACUGGGCAGGGUAGAGGCAAUCUGGAAAUUCCUCUUGGCAAUCAAAGGUGAGCGACAAGCCCAUCUAGCAGGCAGGCACUGCUUUUGACCGUCUAUGUCUGAAGCCCUCGAUCAGAGAUGGAAUUGGAGGUCCAUUCACGCUCUUCACGGGGCCUGUUCUGGCUCCCCCGCCGGCGGCGGACUGGUAGCAGUGCGUUCUUUCCCGAGCGAAUGUACUACUGCGACAACUCUCUGCUCCUGCCGGACUUGCUCAAGUGCCUCAAGUGCCGCACCAGCCUCACCUACAGUGGGUGUUGUGACAACCUGGAGAUUUCCAUGGGGUGAGUGGCUGCCACUCUAUAUGGGAUGGAUGUAUCUAUUUGUCUGUCUGUCGGUCCUCUUGUGGUUUUUCUUCUCAGGCAGUCCAUUCAUCUGGAUGUUGUGACGCUGCCCGACUCCUCGGAGACGUAUGUCUCGCUUCCCUGUCCGCCCAAGUACUGCCUGUCCCUGGCUGUCGAUGGAGAGGAACACAAGAAGGCCAUGGCACGCAACAUCGACCCUCAAAGCGGCCGUCCCCUCUUCGAUGACAAGCCCCUGUGGCAGCAGAUGAGCGACCGGGAGCAGCUCAUCCAGACGUUCAUGCGGGAAAACACUUCAGAGACAAUCGACGUAAGAGAGUACAUAUAUCAAUGGAUGACGGGCCAUACCACUUCUCUUGUGCAGAAGGAUUCCUUCCACGGUCUGAGCUCCUCCGGCUUUGCGUCCCGUCUUUACGAGGAGGUGUAUGCCGGCUUUGGCGUCCCAGCUGACCAGAUCGAUGACUACUUCAGGCGCGAGGCGUGCCGGCCGGGACGGCCAUACUCAUUCAGGCGGGGGUCUCUCAUCCACGUCAAAACGACACGCGACGGCUCGCAAGUGGACGUGUCGCGGGUGUACCGGAGUCAGCAGACUGAGCAAAAAACCGCUCAUGGCGAAAGCUCGGCGCCACCUGUGGUUCUGCACCCGCCUCUUGUGCUGCAUGACGACCGCUGGAACGUGUGCUUCGAAAGUGAGCGGAGAGAGGAGUGCUGGAUUUGCUUUCCGUGCCUUCCUGUGAGUGUCUCUGUGUGUCUCUGUGUGUGUGCAGAGGUGGCCUGUGAGGGCAAGUAUGAGGACGAUGGUAAAGGGUGUCUGCCAAAAGUGGAGGGGCUGUAUUAUUGCGGACCCAAGGCAGGAGUGAGGACUAAGUUCCUCAUCUACGGCGCAAGGGGAGACCCCGACAAGGGAGAGGGCGCACCCGUAUGCUACACUUUCCACAUUGUACACCGGAUAGAGAUGCACAGGUGCGCUGCCUGCCUGUCGUUCAGGGUUCGUAUCGUGGAGUGUGUUUCGAGCCAGAGGGAAGCGAUCGAAUGCCGGACAUCAAACUGAUCGACUGCAAAAUCGACUGCAGUAAGUCAAUGAGACACGGACACGUACGUGUACGUACGUGUGCGUGUCUGUCUGUCUGUCUGGUCAGCCCCUGGCCCGUUCUGCCAAUACAGCUGGACGACAGAAAACGGAUGCAGCUCGGUCACUGUAUUCAUGAGGUAGGGCUAGUUAGAGGACACAGACAUAAGCGCAUGUGACACUGUGUGUCUGGUUUCUCUUGUAUUUAGAGGUUUGAGAACAGUGCCUCGCCUGUCGGCCACCGGUGCGACGUCCACGUCAAACAUCGUGUGUGACGUACAGCAGAUACCUCACAGGUAG